AUGGUUGCUAUAACCUACAACAUUUCAAUAUUUCCUGAUUUCGAGCCCAUAGAACAUUUUGAUCCAACUGUUGAUUGUCGUGAUCCAUCUUCCUGCGAGCACGUGGCUUGGCUCUUUGUGAGUAUCGAUAUUUUUCAAUUUAAUUAUCUAGCUCCAUUAUUCGCUACGAUAUUUGAUUUCUUGGUUCAAGUUAUAAAUGUCGGAAUUUUAUUGAAGCGAAAAUAUCUGAAGAAUGGUCCAUUCUUCAAAAUCUUGCUUAUUAUGUCUACUAGUGUUAUACUGCGAUGUCUACAUAAUGUUGUGAAUUAUAGCUGCGCAGCUAUUUUUAGCGUGGGUUCUUCAACCUAUAAAACUUCUCUAAGAAAUGCAGUGUAUUCUGAUUUCUUCUUCAGUUUUUUCCUAGUCACUUUAAUUUUUCUAAUGUCUCUAAAUCGAUGUUUAUGUUUCGUUUCCAAAGAUUGGAAUGAUUUGAUCUUUGAAGAAUAUCACUAUCUUAUCCCAGUUUUUCUAUCAUUUUCAAUUUCACUUAUAGCAACAAUAAUCAGUAUUCAAUCUUCAAAAAUCAAACGAGUAUUUCAAGACUCUACUGGAUUUAUCGAUUACAGUGAAAAUUUGGAUGGCUAUAAUACAAUGAUUGUUAGGAUGUUCUACAUAUUUCCAAUCGGAUCAUCAAUUUGCUAUAUUGUUUUAUUUCGAUUUAUGAGACGAAAAUCUAGAAUGGCAUUAACUUCUAAAAACGCCGGACAAAAAAUAUUCACACAACUUUUGGUCACAGUUAUCUUCUACGGACUCAUGUGUAUCUUCUACGAAGCUGUUGUCAGUCUAGAUGACUUUUUGGAUAUAAAUCAAAUAUCUAAAUUGAUAUCACUGCUGAAUAUUAUAAACAAUUUACCCGAAAUCGCAUUACCUUUUAUGCUUUUGAUUUCACGACUUGAUUUAUGCAAAAAAUCUACUAAAGUUCAGGCAAUAAGUAGUACAACCGCUUCUAAUAUUGUUAGAUAA
This is a messenger RNA of Caenorhabditis angaria, 1002 nucleotides long. Lineage: Eukaryota; Metazoa; Nematoda; Chromadorea; Rhabditida; Rhabditidae. The record is from the annotation of a GenBank genome assembly.